CGAGAUCUGACAACACUGCGCGCGAACCAAACACGGCGAGGAUAAAGCAAGAUGGCGUCUGACGGUGAAGACAGUUCAGUGUUCUUAAUCUGUGCCUCCAUGUACACAUAUAUGUCCUUUAUUACACUCUAGUAAAUAGAGUAAACAUCGUUAAUAACUGUUUGCAUCCGGUUAUAUUAGUCUGAGCGCACUUUGAUGCUUCUCCAGCUAGCUUAGCUUGCUAGUUAGCUUAGCUUGUUAGCUGCUAACAAAGAGAGGCGGAAGUGAUCAAAACACAUCGCUAAGCAGAGAUCAAGUGUGAGUGUAAAGUGUUGUGAUUGUGUGAAAAUGUGCGAAAGAACCAUAGCAGAGUACGAGGAGGAACUUUGUCCAACAAAAGAGGAGAAGGAGCGACAACAUCAAAAACAUCAAGUUGUGUUACACAGAACAGACAUCCAUCAGCUGAUUGGACACCAAGAAGAAUGUCUCCCUCAUCUGCAGGGGGACAGUUUCACUUCAGAGUAUCCACAGCCCUCACAUUUUAAAGAGGAAGAGGAGGGAGAGUGUCCUGUAGGGCAGGAGGAGGCUGAUCUCAGCAAGUUUCCACUGACUGUUGUCUCUGUGAAGACUGAAGAGCAUGAAGACAAACCACCUGAGUCCUCACAGCUUCAUCACAGUCCAAACGUCUGUCAAGAACAUCUUCACCCUGAGCAACAGAAGUGGAGCUUCAGGAUGCGGACGGAGGAGCCACAGCCCUCCCACAUUAAGAAGGAAGAGGAAUACCCACUGAUCCCCCACUUUAAAAAGGAAGAGGAGGACCGACUGACACCCCAUUUUAAAGAGGAAGCGGUGGAUCCACUAAUUCCUCACAUUAAGGAUGAAGAGGAGGAACACAGCAUCAGUCUGCAGGGAGAGCACAUGGAAUGGUUGGAGGAGUUCCCAGUGACUGGUGUCCCUGUGAAGAGUGAAGAUGAUGAGGUCAAAGGUGAGAGUGAGGAGAGGGGAGGGGGGGAGCCUCCAAGCAGCAGCUCAACUCAACACAUGACAACAGAAGCUGAUGGAGACCACUGUGGAGGAUCACAAGCAGACAAGCUCUUAGCUCCACUAUCAGAUAGUGAGGACACAACGUCACACUCUCCUGACACUGAUGAUGAAGACUCUAAAGAUGAUAAGACAUGUCACACUGACAACACACACUUCACAUGUUCUCACUGUGACAAAACUUUUAAAUACCCAAGUCUUCUGAAAGAACACAUGAGAACACACACUGGAGAAAAACCUUUUUCAUGUUCAAUCUGCGGUAAAGAUUUUACUCAAAGCCACAAUUUCAGAGCACACAUGAGAUCACACACUGGAGAAAAACCUUAUUCCUGCUCAGAAUGUGGUAAAAGUUUUGUAAUAAAUCAAAGUUUAAAAGUACACAUGAGAACACACACCGGAGAAAAACCUUUUUCAUGUUUAAUCUGCGGUAAAGAUUUUACUCGAAGGUACCAUCUCACAACACACAUGAGAAUACACACUCGAGAAAAACCUUUUUCAUGUUCAAUCUGCGGGAAAGAUUUUACCCGAAGGGACCAUUUCAAAACACACAUGAGGAUGCACAAUGGAGAAAAACCUUUUACCUGCUCAGAAUGUGGUAAAAGUUUUGUAAGAAAUCAAGGUUUAAAAGUACACAUGAGAACACACACUGGAGAAAAACCUUUUAUUUGUUCAGUAUGUGGCAAAAGUUAUACAGGAAAAGAACAAUUAAUAUCACACAUGAGAUUGCACUCUGGCGAAAAACCAUACUCCUGUUCGAGCUGCAACAAAAGCUUUCGUCACCGACAAUCUUUCACAGCACACGUGAGAACACACACAGGUGAGAAAGUGUUGAGUUGCAGUGUGUGUGGUGAAAGAUUCUCUUCUAAGUCCCAGUGUAAGAAACACAAGUGUGCUGGUGAGAACAGCAGCAGCAAAUGAAGAUGCAGGAUUUGAAAUAAACUGUCAAAACUUGAACUUUGACUUUCUAACAACAUCAGCACAUAUAACAUGUGUGACAUCAUUGUUGUGUGUGUAACACAAUCUUGUUAAUAUGAUUCUAACAUUUAUAGAUUAGACGCCUCAGAUUAGUGCUUUUAUUUCAGUCAAGUACAUGAGUUAAUAUACACAUUUGUGUACUUUAAAAUGAACACAACAAUUUGACUGAAAAGGUGAGAAUAAACAGUACAUAAAAUAUGUUACAUACAAUAAACAUUUUAAGUGUAGAUAUUCAUACUUCACUUUUAUACUUAUUCAUAAUAAGGUUUUAUUUAUGUUUUUUUUAAUAAAGAAGUGUAACAUGUUUUAUUUUCUAAUUGUAGAUGAUUCCAUAGAUGAACUCCUUUAUAUGAUGUACAUAUUUGUUUUACAUGUGUUCAUACCUUUGCUUUUGAGUACACAUAAAUCCCUCUUAGUUCAUAUUUACUGGUUCACAUCUGAAACAUCUUCUGGACCACUUCUGGAAGCUUAUUAUUAUUUACUUUAUACAUCAUUUGAGCAGUUGUCUUUUAUACACUUUUAAAAUGUGUGACUUCAUGAACCAUUUAUUGGGUCUCUAUUGUCCUUUCUAUUAAAGGUCUUUAUUACUCUCUUAUGUAAUACGAACAUUUUUAUGUGUUUUAUAUGUAUGUCCCCAGACUUUUAUGCAAUAAACAAUGUAUGCUUCAACUAAA
Molecule: messenger RNA, 2669 nt
Organism: Nerophis ophidion (straightnose pipefish)
Lineage: Eukaryota; Metazoa; Chordata; Actinopteri; Syngnathiformes; Syngnathidae
Product: zinc finger protein 25-like
Exons: 3
Coding region: 328-1938 (536 amino acids)
Source: RefSeq, a predicted model, not a curated record